ACACACUCACAGCAACCAUGGCACUGUCUGCAAGGUCUGCUACACGAGCUCUCAGAGCUUCCAAGCUUCCACAAAACGUCAACAUCGUCUGCAAUGCCUCUCGCAGCUAUGCAACAGCCGAGCCAGAUCUCAAAGAGACCCUCAAGGCUGUCAUCCCCGAGAAGAGAGAGCUACUGAAGAAGGUCAAGGCGCACUCAUCGAAGACGAUCGGAGAGGUCAAGAUUGAGAACACGCUCGGAGGCAUGCGAGGUCUCAAGGCAAUGGUAUGGGAGGGGUCUGUGCUGGAUGCCAAUGAGGGCAUUCGAUUCCACGGCAAGUCGAUCAAGGACUGCCAGAAGGAGCUGCCCAAGGGAAACACUGGCACGGAGAUGCUUCCCGAGGCAAUGUUCUGGCUGCUUCUCACCGGACAAGUACCAAGCACCAACCAGACCAGGGCCUUCAGCAAAGAGUUGGCAGAGAAGGCACAGCUUCCAGCAUUCGUUAAUAAGAUGCUCGACGACUUUCCGAAGGACUUGCAUCCAAUGACCCAAUUUGCCUGCGCAGUCUCUGCUUUGCAGUACGAAUCCAAGUUCGCACGAGCAUACGAACAAGGCCUCAACAAAGCCGACUAUUGGGAGCCGACAUUUGACGACUGUAUCAACCUGCUCGCCAAGCUCCCAACUGUGGCAGCCAAGAUCCACCAGAAUGCAUACUGCGGCGGUGGUGCCCUUCCAGGAGAAGUCGACGUGAACCACGACUGGUCGCAGAACUUCGCUGCCAUGCUCGGCAAGGGCGGAAAGGAGAACGAGAAUUUCCACGACUUGCUGCGCCUCUACCUCGCACUUCACGGUGACCACGAAGGUGGUAACGUCUCUGCACACACAACACAUUUGGUUGGAUCUGCGCUUUCGGAUCCGUACCUCGCCUACUCCGCCGGUCUUCAAGGUCUCGCUGGUCCACUACAUGGUCUGGCAGCACAAGAAGUUCUGCGGUGGAUCCUCCAAAUGAAGGACCACAUUGGCACCAACUUCAGCGACAAAGAUGUAACCGACUACCUCUGGUCAACGCUCAAGUCUGGCCGUGUGGUGCCAGGUUACGGCCACGCCGUGCUUCGCAAGCCAGAUCCACGAUUCGAGGCUCUGAUGGAUUUCGCCUCUUCUCGCAAGGAGAUUGCCGAGAACCCUGUCUUCCAGCUCGUCAAGAAGAACAGCGAGAUCGCACCAGGCGUGCUCUCAGAACACGGCAAGACCAAGAACCCGUUCCCUAACGUCGAUAGCGCGUCUGGAGUCCUCUUCCACCACUACGGCUUCCACAAUACGCUAUACUACACGGCAACUUUCGGUGUCAGCAGAGGUUUGGGGCCACUUGCGCAGCUGGUCUGGGAUCGUGCACUUGGUCUGCCUAUCGAGAGACCCAAGUCGAUUGAUCUUAAAGGAUUGCUGAAGCUUGCCGAGGCGUAGGCUUGGAGUUUUGUACACAUUUUGUCAGAUAUCUGCAUGGAUAGAAUUUCAGAAAGCUACUCUCUCCCAACGAUCAUGAUCCAAGCAAGUGAGUUCGAAAAGCUGAUUUCAGCCUGACCUAUGCAACUCCUGCGCUAAAUUCAACAAAGCUAUUCUAUAAUCUAAGUCUGCCAUCUUCGGGUCUGCCUCCAAACCAUCUCGAUAUUGCAGACCCUCCGCUAUCGUCCCGCUGAUCGUUCUGCAUCCACUUGGGACCCUUGAAUGCGCUUCCAAUAUUCUUCAUCCAAUGGGGUGCACCUGCCGUGUCAAAAGUGUUCUUCACGCGUUCACCAAUAUCUUGGUAGAAGUGCCUAGGGCUGUCAUCCUCGGGAUCUUCUUGAUUGGUGAUGGCAUUGAAGUGUCUGUUGGCUUCCCGGACACCAUCGUCUCGAAACGCAGGCUGUCGUCCUCGGUCUUCUCGUGGCGGUCCAAAACUUCGACCUGGUAGAAGUCUGCUAUCAGGCCCACGUUCGAGGUCAAGAGAAGAGUCACGAUCAUCGAGGCUUAGAGUCCCAUCGGUUCCGCGGGAUUGCAAUUCCCGGUCGACGAGAGCCUUUCCCUCCCUCCAGCCGCCUGUGCCGAAGCCGGAAGGAUUUUCGUCGCUCUCAUCUUCGAGCACUCCAAAGCCAAACACAUUCUUCGUCUUACCAUACAAGUUGAACAGUGUAGCCAGAACGGGUAGGAGCAAGAAGCACGGGAAGAAUGCGCUAAAGCCUUGGCCCAGCGGUGUCAGUUGAAUG
Messenger RNA from Pseudocercospora fijiensis CIRAD86, 2218 nucleotides. RefSeq lists its product as uncharacterized. Gene Ontology annotation, biological process: carbohydrate metabolic process; tricarboxylic acid cycle. The transcript is spliced from 2 exons. Gene Ontology annotation, molecular function: 2-methylcitrate synthase activity. The coding region runs from base 18 to 1439 and encodes 473 amino acids. Gene Ontology annotation, cellular component: mitochondrial matrix. The record is from RefSeq and is a predicted model, not a curated record. NCBI's taxonomy places the organism in Eukaryota, Fungi, Ascomycota, Dothideomycetes, Mycosphaerellales, Mycosphaerellaceae.